This is a messenger RNA of Perkinsus marinus ATCC 50983, 527 nucleotides long. RefSeq names its product ubiquilin 1,2, putative. NCBI's taxonomy places the organism in Eukaryota, Perkinsozoa, Perkinsida, Perkinsidae. Gene Ontology annotation, molecular function: polyubiquitin modification-dependent protein binding. The record is from RefSeq and is a predicted model, not a curated record. The transcript has 5 exons. The annotation marks the transcript as partial. Gene Ontology annotation, cellular component: cytosol. Gene Ontology annotation, biological process: ubiquitin-dependent protein catabolic process.
GUUUGGAUAGCGACGGGUUGACUGUGCAUUUGGUCCGCCACUUGGUGCCUCCUGCACAUCCCAAGGCAGGCCAGCAAGCAGCUCCUGUACAACAGCAGCAGCAGCCGACCUUGAGGCUAGGUGCAGGGGGCCAGAGUGGGUCGGCCCCCUUCUCUAUGCCUGGAAUGGGACAGGGUGGGAUGACACCUGAGGCGUUAGCAGAGAUGAUGAACAACCCGUUGGUGGAGAGCAUGAUGUCUAAUCCCCAAAUCAUGAGAAGUCUUAUUGAGAUGAAUCCCCAGAUGCAGCAGCUCAUGCAACAGAACCCCGAGUUGAGGACUCUGAUGGAGGACCCGGAGUUUUUACGACAAACCAUGCAAGCUGCUCGUAACCCGAGUAUGAUGCAGGAGAUGAUGCGUAACAACGAUCGGCAGAUGGCCAAUCUGGACAGCAUACCGGGUGGGUAUGCAGCCUUGUCGAGGAUGUAUCGGGAUGUGCAGGAGCCGAUGUGGAAUGCCGCUUCGGGAGGUACUUGUGGAGUAUGUUGA